Trachemys scripta elegans is the source of this 2492-nucleotide messenger RNA. RefSeq names its product chromosome 2 C1orf35 homolog (gene C2H1orf35). Bases 539 to 1528 code for a protein of 329 amino acids. Lineage: Eukaryota; Metazoa; Chordata; Testudines; Emydidae. The transcript has 10 exons. The record is from RefSeq and is a predicted model, not a curated record.
UAGUCCCGCUUCUUGCAAAUUGCUGCCCCGGGGGCUGGCAGGGGAGGGUCUCGCGCGGGGCGGAUCCGCAUUCUGCAGCCUUGCCGCGGCCUGGAAGCUGCUCAGCCCCGGUCCGAGGGGAAGGCACCUGGGGGUUUCCUUUGCUUGCAGUACCUUAGGGUAUUGCAAAGCAGGGCCCAGCUGCAGGGACAGAGACCCUGGAGCCUGCAGCUAAACUGGAGCGAGGGGGCCCAGCAGGGCCGUCGGAGCAUGAAGUGGGCAUUGAGCCCUUGAAUGCUGCACGCCACAUCUCCUGGAAUGUUUGCACGCUGUAGCCGGCUAUAGAGAGAGGCCGGGCAACUUCCAGGCGCAGUGAUAACAUCUGUCGGUCGCUGUUAUGGUUGAUUGCUGUGCUGACAACAUGCUCCGCAAAAAUAAACAGCCCUAAGACCACCCCCACCCCCUCAUCCUGCAGAUCUGGACAAUUUGGGGCAGAGAUCUGAGCACCUCGUGGUGAUUGAUUUCACUUCGAGCGCCGCCGGCUGUUUCUUCCCGCACCAUGUUCGGCUCAUCCAGGGGAGGCGUGAGAGGGGGGCAGGACCAGUUCAACUGGGAGGAUGUGAAGACGGAUAAACAGAGGGAAAAUUACCUGGGCAACUCCCUGAUGGCUCCGGUGGGCAGGUGGCAGAAGGGCAAAGACCUCACCUGGUACGCAAAGGGGAAGCAAGGCGACGUGCAGAUCUCCCGAGAAGCCGAGCUGGCUGCAGUCCGGCUGGCCGAGCAGGAGGCCAUGAUGACGGCUCUGGGCUACAAGAAUGUGAAGAAACAGCCCACGGGCCUGAGCAAAGAGGAUCUCGCUGAGGUCUGUAAGCGUGAUGGAGCAGAGCGUGAUGAGAAGGAUACAGACCGAGUCUUGGGGCUGGGAAGUUCCAGUGGCGGUGCUGGCAGAAUGAUGCUCUCCAAAGAAGACAAAGAGGCUGCCAAACUUGGGCUUUCUGUUUUUACUCAUCAGAGAGUGGCAAACAGUCCGGAGGCCUCAGGUGCGAAGAGAAAACUGGGCAAGGAAGAGAAGGCAGAAGAAGCAUGGCCCGAGAGCAGCAAGAAAUCCAAAAAGGAGAAGAAGAAGAAAAAGAAGAGAAAACACAAGAAAGAGAAGGAAAAGGAGAAACAUCACAAGAAAGAAGCAGCCACCACCUCCUCCUCCCCCUCUCCAGAUCAUGGGGAAAGGAGGAGGAGGGAAGCCCCACCCCCCAAGGACCAUUCAUCAUCCUCCCGGCGGCUUGCAGGCAGCUGGCGUGACAGCCAUUCAUCACCGGGCCGAGAGGCACAGAAGCAACCCGGCAGGUGGCAGCACGACAUGGACUCCUCCAGCAGCGAGGGCAUGGGAGGGAGCCCCCCUCGCCGACAGCUCCCAGCCCACAGUAAUGACAGGAGCGGCAGCAGGGACCACCACAGCCGGCACUCAACCUCCAGGGGCAAGGGAAACGGCAAAGGGUCCCCCCCAGCCCGCCGCGCCAACCGGCGCCACGACACUGAUUCAGAUGACUGAGCUGCAGGGAAGCGCGGGAGAGACGGGGACUGCUAUGGCCUUGUUUUAAAGGGACGCUGUCCAAACGGAAGUUACAGGACCAGAUCCUCCGCUGGUACAAAUCAGUGCAGCUGUGAAGUCACUGGAUUGAGAGUGCAUUGAACUGCACCGGUUCACACCAGCUGAGGAUCUCGCCCAGAGGUUGAUGUGGGUUUUUUUUUUUUAACGCCCUUAUCUAUGCUACCGAUGCCCUAGUGUAGACACAUUUAUACCAGCAAACGCACUUUCUUAUGCCAGUAUGAUUGCAGGUAUCCCGGUAAAACCUUUAAGCGAAGCCUAGCCCUUAGCUUGGCCACAGCUGCUCCACUGGUCUGUUCCUUUGAUUCUGCUGAGUUUGCCCUGCCCCGCUGUGUCUUGUGCCCACUAAAGAUUCAAAGCCAGGUGCACAGAUCCCUCGUGUAUAUCGGCAGGGAGAUAACUGAAUGCCGGGGAGUGAACCUCUUGCAGAAGGGAGGCCUUUGUUUGGGAAUGUUGAUCAGGUAUUUGUGUGCCCAGUUAGGUAUUUUAGAAAACCAAGGUCAACUACAGAACCUCCUAUUCAAUCAGAGUUUUACUGAAAAUCCUGGAGAGACUGUAAUAGAAGAGAGAUCUUGUUUGGAUUUUGACUAUCGCCUGCAGUGAAUGUCUGCAACCCGUUGUGCUAGCACAGGAGAACCAGCAAGGUUAAAGCAACUGGAACAUGACCAAUAAAAACGGACAUUGAAUCUAGUCUGUUUCAAGAAGUUUUAAGCAAGUAAACAGUGUGUCCCUGAAAACCAGGCAGCUGGAGAUGAACAGUUUCGGCUUUAAUAGCCUAAAAGGUGUUGCUAUCCUUGUGUGUUUUUACCAUGCUGAAGGGUUUUUUUAACCUGACACUUCUCCUUUAAAUUUCUCCAAUUUUUUUAAACUUACUUAGAGGAAGUUUUGUAAACUUCCCCCCCCACCC